AUGCCUCUCCAAAAGUCAUAUUCAGACCCUAACCGCAGCCAUAAGGGCCAGCGCCAAUGGCAGAGAUCCAAAAGCAAUCCUAAUCCUGCCCAACAAGCAGCCCCCAAGCCGCUGCCACCGCUGCCGGUCUCCGACAAGACUAAGAGCAAACUUCAGGCCUUCAUAUGCGACUCCCUGCCUGAAGUCGAGCCGGAACACAGCGAAACGAAGGAACAUGCUGUCGAUGACAUCGUCAAGCCCGAACCCAAGCAUAAGCUCAAGGCACCCAAGGAUGCUUCCCUGCCAACAGCAGACGAGAUCCAAAAGGUCGACAAGGCCAAAACCCACAAAGCAGCCACUCCAGCAAAGGGCAUAAAAGCAUGGAAGGAGAUACUAAAGCCAUCCGAGGCCCCAAUUCAGGACAAGAACCAAUCCCCUGGCGAACGGUUGUUCUGGCGCAGCGAUGCGAACCCCGACAAGCCGGUGGUCAUUACGCCACUUUUUACACGCAAGGGCCGAAAACGUGCUAGAAGCUCGUCUCCAGUCUCUUCGCCAGCUGCUAAGGCCACCGCUGCUACCCCAGUUGAUCCGAAAAAGCUGGCCCAUGCUGCCAUCAAAACUCCUCGUGCCGAUCCUGCUCUUGACCUCAUGGAGCGUUUGAGGAGUGACGGCGUUGGCGCGACUCCGUCAGGAUUAACCAAACCUUUGCUUCAACAACUCAUGGUAUCUUGUUCGCCUCGGCCGAACCAAGACGAGGGCGAAUUGCGUGGGAGGUCCUUGAGGAAAUCCAUUAGCUGCGGCAGCUACUGGCCGAAGCGGCGGAAGCUGGAUCGUUCGAAUUCCGAUAUGCAAGAAGGCUCUGGAGAGGGGAAUUCUUUACCUGAAACCAAGCUGUCCAUGGUUUCUGCCCUUCUCGAAACCGUUAAUGGCGAGAUUAACAAGUCCAAGGCGGCACAAGCCCAGCAACAACCACAGAAGGAGACCAUUCCAUCAUCAUCACCCAACACUCUUCCAGGAAACAAGACUCCUCCUGAUAAUGAGAGCUGCGGCAGGACCUCGCCUGACCGCCCUCCUCCUGAGAGUUCGCCGUUGGCCCAAAAGUCUUUUCGUGGAAGCAGCCGCAUGGACGAUGUCUUAGGCAAUGACGGUGGCGCUGAAGCUAAAAACGAUGGAAAAGAUUCCUCGGAUUAUGAUGAUGACGACCUUGACGCAGCCCUUAUGGAGCUCGACCGAAGUAUCAGCGGGCUUGUGCAGACUAGUGGGUCUACAUUGGUCGCCCCCUCCGGAGCUGUUGCGAACAAUCCAGCUCCGCCACCACCGAAGUCUAGCGACGAAGAAUUUGGGGAUUUGGAUGAUGAUUUCCUGAGCCAAGCGAUAGACUUGGUAACUGAGGUAGAAGCCAGGCAGCCGUCUCAGAAUUCCUCUCUGCUUGUACAGCAACAGCAGCAAGACAAGCCGGUUAUGCCUGUAGUAGGGGCGGACGAUGAUGAGGAUGAUGAUGACGACGACAUGUAUGGUGGCAAUGAUUUUGAUGGCGUUGAUCUCGACGAGUUCGAGCAGGUAGCCACUCUAGGCUCCCAAGCACAAGCCGGCUCCCGGCCCUUCUCGUCUAAUCCUGAUCAGAAGCCCAGAGCCAUCCAGCGUUACCUCGUAACCAAGGUGCUCGAGGACUCGUAUAUUGACCAGUACCAGCGGCAAUGCCCUGAGAAGAUCAUCGUUGUGCAGGCCGAGAGGGACAACAGCCUUAAAAUGGUCCGUCUCAGGGAUGAUUGGUACGAUACUCAGGCCAGUCCCAAGGCCUAUGUCCACAUCAUUGGGAACUUUGAGCCUACUGGCGAGUUCAUAAUUGACAACAACAAAAACCUCAUCAUCCUGCACCCUGAUCAGCUUAUUUCAGCUACCGUAGUAGCUGAUUCCUUUACCUGCAUGCGCCGUGCCGUCCUCCAGGAUCGCGUCAAGGCUGCCAGCGAUUCCAGUCCUGCCCUGGUCUACGGUACUCUCCUGCACGAAGUCUUCCAGAGCGCCCUAAUGGCAAACCGAUGGGAUGGGAAGUUCCUACAGUCCGUGGUUGACAGCGCGCUAAAGAAGCAUCUCGAGGACCUCUACGUUAUCCGAGUCUCGAUCGAUGACGCCCGGUCCUACCUCAUGUCCAAGAUGCCCGAGAUGCAGUCGUGGGCACAGACCUUUGUCUCCGCGACCCCUAAGCCCAAUGCUUUGGUUCAGGGUAGGAACGGCGAGAGGGUCAAUAUGUGCGUCAGCAAGCUGCUCGACGUCGAGGAACACGUUUGGUCGCCAAUGUACGGCCUGAAGGGCAACAUCGAUGCCACUGUCCAGGUGACGAUGCGCGACGGCAAGACCUGGAGGACGCUGACGGUGCCAUUCGAGGUCAAGACCGGCAAGAAUGCGACGGCGAACCAUCAGGCUCAAACAGUGCUCUACAACCUGCUUCUGUCGGACCGGUACGACGUUGACGUAGUCUACGGAAUCCUCUACUACAUGGAGUCGUCGCAGACCCUACGCAUCCCGGCCAUUCGCCACGAGCUUCGGCACAUGAUCAUGCAGCGCAACCAGCUGGCCUGCUACAUCCGCGAGCGUAGUGUCCGGCUGCCGCCGAUGAAGCGGAAUCAGAACGCCUGCAGCAAAUGCUACGCCCAGCAGUCUUGCUUCACCUACCACAAGCUUGCUGACGAUGGCAAUGGCGAGACCAGCGGACUGGAAGAGAAGUUUGAGGACCUCGUCAAGCACUUGACCCCCAGGCACCGCGACUUCUUCCUCAAGUGGGAGGACCUCCUCACUAAGGAGGAGAAGGAGAUGCAGAAGCUGCGUCGCGAGCUGUGGACCAUGGUUAGCACGGAGCGCGAGAAGCUGGGCCGCUGUUUUGCCAAUGUCAUCAUCGAGGAGGGCUCAGCCUCGGAGUCUGGCAACCAGACCAAGAUCAACCGCUUCACCUAUACGUUCGUCAAGGAGAACCCGCCGCCCAACUUCUCGUUCCUCGAGUCACAGCUCACUGUGGGCGAACCGAUCGUCGUGUCCGACGAGCAGGGCCACUUUGCUCUUGCUCUCGGCUAUGUGACAUCCGUUAAGAAGCACAGGAUCACGGUGGCCGUCGAUCGGCGGCUGCACAAUGCGCGCGUCCGGCAGCCCGGGUUCGAUGAGGUCAACAAUCAGGUCUUUGUCGGCAUUAUGGAGGUCGACGGGGGCAAGCAAAAGACCAAGGACGAGGAACCGGUGCGCUACCGGCUGGACAAGGACGAGUUCAGCAACGGCAUGGCCACUGUGCGCAACAACCUCGUGCAGAUCAUGACUGACGGGCCGUUCGGGUCCAAGAUCCGCCGGCUCGUUGUUGAUCUCGAGCCGCCUCAGUUCAAGCAAACGCCGACUCAGUACAGUUUGACGGGUCGUGAUAGCCUGAACGUUGACCAGAAGGCGGCCGUUGAGAAGGUCAUGAGCGCCAAGGACUACGCUCUGGUGCUUGGUAUGCCGGGUACAGGCAAGACGACGACUAUUGCCCACAUCAUUCGGGCUCUUGUAGGUCAAGGCAAGACGCUGCUCCUGACUUCGUACACCCAUACGGCCGUCGACAACAUCCUGUUGAAGCUGCGUCACGACAACAUCCCCAUCCUGCGCCUGGGCGCCCCAGCCAAGGUACACCCCGAGGUUCAGGACUUUGCCAUCCUCGCCGGCCAGCCUAUGUCCUCGAUCGAAGAGAUCCGCCGCGCCUGGCACGAGACCCCCAUCGUGGCGACCACCUGCCUAGGCAUUAACCACCCCAUCUUCAACGAGCGCAUCUUCGACUACUGCAUCGUCGACGAAGCCUCACAAAUCACCCUCCCUAUCUGCCUGGGCCCAAUCCGCAUGGCGCGCGCUUUCGUUCUCGUCGGCGACCACAACCAGCUACCCCCUCUCGUCCAAAACGAGGAAGCUCGCCUUGGCGGCCUGGACAUCUCCCUCUUCAAGCUCCUCUCCGACGUCCAUCCCCAGUCCGUCGUCAACCUCGAGCACCAAUACCGCAUGAACGAAGACAUCAUGACCCUCUCGAACAUCCUCAUUUACAAUGGCCGUCUCAAAUGCGGCACCGAGGCCCUCCGCCACGCGGAGCUCGACAUCCCUGACAUGAAUGCCCUCCGCUCGCGGCACUUCGACGUCGCUUCUUUCCUGGCCCACUCCCAGAAGAAACUCCACACCAGCCCGACCAAGUCCAAGACCAAGCCCUCUUCGUUCUGCCCUUCCCCUCGGAAGGGUACCUGCUGGCUGGCCGACCUCCUCGACCCCUCGGCCCGCGUCCGCCUCGUCAAUACCGACCCCUUGCUGCCCCUCUCAAGGGAGCAGUGCACCGCCCGCGGCAACCGCAUCGUGAACCCGUGCGAAGCUAAACUUGUAGCCCAACUUGUUGACGCCCUCAUCGUAGUUGGCGUUCCUGCGCGCGAGAUCGGCGUCGUGACGCACUACCGCUCGCAGCUGGCCUUACUGCGGCACACGCUGCGCGGCCUGGUAGCCGGCGGGGAUGCGGUGGUCGGGGAUGUGGAGAUGCACACGGCAGACCGGUUUCAGGGGCGGGAUAAGUCGGUUGUGAUAUUGAGUCUGGUGCGGAGUAACGAGCAAAGGUCAAUUGGUGAGUUGUUGAAGGAUUGGAGGAGAGUGAAUGUGGCGUUUACGAGGGCGAAGAGGAAGUUGCUUGUUGUGGGGAGUAGGAGCACGCUUCGUGGGAGCGGGAAUGGGAAUGCAGCAGGAGGGGAUGAGGAGAUGUUGGCGCGGUUUGUGAGGUUGAUGGAGGAGCGCGAUUGGGUGUAUGAUUUGCGCAAGGACGCGCUGGAUGGGCAUUUCUGGCCGGCAGAAGUGUUUGCUGCGACGGGAGCUAGCGUCCCGACGCAGAGGCAGGAGGUGAAUGUUAAGGGAGAGAAUGGCUCGCCCGUGAAGAGCUCGCCCAAGAAGGGAGUUGUCAUGGGUCAGCUGAGCUCCAGCCCUAGAGGGAAGGAGAAUAGUCGGCCUGGGCAGGCGGUUACGGGUAAGACGGCAAAGACGACGAAUGCUGCCGCUGUGGCUGGCAGGACUGUAAUGCCGAAGAAGACGGCGAGGAUUAAUGAACGGGCGAUGAUGCGCGGCAAGCCGGUUCUCAGGGAUAUUCUGAAUGAUGCGAUGGAUGGGGGCCCACCAACCUUUGCCUUCCGUCCAACGGCGCGCCAAGCACCAGGCAAGCUUAGCUCAGCACCCGUCACGACUCGCCUCGCCGCCGCGGCGCUCUCGCGCGCGUCCACUGUGUCUUCGAAGGCCCUGACUCCGGCCCGCUUCCGCUUCUUCUCGACUACGCAGCGCCGCGCGGGUGGCCACGGCAUGCAGUACGACCCGCCGACGGGCUGGCUUUGGGGUGUGCGGCCCGGCGAGAAGUACCAGAACGAGGGGUGGGAGGGACCCUUCUUCUACGGGUUCUGGGGCAGCCUGAUUGUGUUUGCCAUUGCGUAUGCGUAUAAGCCGGAUACGAGCAUUCAGACCUGGGCGCUCGAGGAGGCGCGGAGAAGGCUAGAGGCUGAGGGGAUUUUGGAGGAUCCUAACCCCACGAAGAAGGAAUAG
Molecule: messenger RNA, 5547 nt
Organism: Thermochaetoides thermophila DSM 1495
Lineage: Eukaryota; Fungi; Ascomycota; Sordariomycetes; Sordariales; Chaetomiaceae
Product: DNA replication ATP-dependent helicase dna2-like protein
Exons: 7
Coding region: 1-5547 (1848 amino acids)
Biological process (GO): replication fork reversal
Cellular component (GO): cytoplasm
Molecular function (GO): single-stranded DNA helicase activity; 5'-flap endonuclease activity
Source: RefSeq, a predicted model, not a curated record